GCACAUUCAAUACUGCAUGAACAGGGUCAAUCUCCUGAGAGACAAUGGCGUCAUUCCCGUGCUCGUCUUCGACGGCGGAAAGCUUCCCUCGAAAUCCCAGCAAGAAUCUAAACGAGACAAAUCAAGGAGGGAGAACCUUGAACGAGCGGAGCAGCUGCUGCUGAAGGGCAAACGUACUGAAGCGAGGGAGUGCUUUCAGAAGGCUGUUGACAUCACACCUGCCAUUGCUCACCAGCUAAUCAAGGUGCUGAGGCAGGAGCACGUGGAGUAUGUAGUUGCUCCCUACGAAGCCGAUGCACAGAUGGCGUAUCUCUGCACCAGCGGCCUCGUGCACGCAGUCAUAACAGAGGACUCCGAUCUCAUCGCCUACUCCUGCCCACACCUCCCCCACUCCCAUCCGCAGGUGCUGAGGCAGGAGCACGUAGAGUAUGUAGUGGCACCCUACGAAGCCGACGCUCAGAUGGCGUAUCUGUGUGCCAGCGGCCUCGUGCACGCAGUCAUAACAGAGGACUCCGAUCUCAUCGCCUACUCCUGCCCGCGUGUCCUCUUCAAAAUGGACGCCAUGGGGCACGGCGACGAGAUCGAGUACGCCAACGUAGGCCAAUCACAGGAGCUCGCCCUGGCGGAUUUCACCCCGCAGAUGGUCCUCGAGAUGUGCAUCCUCAGCGGCUGCGACUACCUCGACAGCCUGCCGAAAGUCGGGCUCAAAACCGCCCACGACUGGAUCAGAAGGCACCGGGAUUACCGGUCGGCGCUGGCCGGAGCGAAGCUGAAUGGGAGGGUGGUGCCGGAGGAGUAUGAGGGGGCGUUUGAGCAGGCGCUGCUGACGUUCCUGCACCACCGUGUGUACCAUCUGGCUGAUGAACUCAUGACUCAUGUCAACCCGCUGCCGGCCACGCUUGGACCGGACACCGAUCUGUCAUUCUCCUUGACUGCCUACUUUCACUCUCUCCUUUGCUUCCUUUUCUUCCCCUCUUCUCCCUAUUUCUUUCACUUCUCCUUCCUCCCUUCAUCCACUGCCUUCCACUUUUCGCCUGGCAGUGGUGGUGGGCCGGGGAGAUCGCCAAUGCAGCUGCCAGUGCAGAAGAACAAGCUAUCGAAAUACUUUCUCCCCACUGCUCCGGCUGCCAAGAAGCAGUUCCAGCCACCGCGAAGGUCGCCCGUAACGCCCCCGGUCCAGUCAGCCUUCGAGCCAUCCCGUCCCGAAGCUGCUGCCGAGCCUGGCCCCGCUGGCUCGGCAAACCAGCCACGUGGCAACAGCAGCGGAAGGGGCGGGCGGUCUGUGAGGACGUCAGCAGUGGGGGAGGGGUCUGCAGGGCCCACGGCAGGUGAAGGCUUGGUGGCAGCAGGGGAUGGCAUUUGUGAGCCGGUGGUGGGGGAAGACUUGGUGCAGUUUAUGGCAGGGACUGUUCUUGAGGAGGAACAGCAGCAACAGCAGCAGCCAAUUGCACCUGGGCCAAGAGCAGCUGUUGCUCGUGUGUUCCAACGAUUCACUCCGCCCCACUCCAUUGCCGAAGCUGGGACCACUCCCGAGCCACCAUUGCAGCGUCGGCAACCGUACAGGCGAGCAGCACCACCACGUGUUUCUGGAGAUAGGCAGGAGAGUACGCCAACUGAGUGGGACCAGUUUGUGUUCCGGGGUCGUGAAGGAGCCCAAGGAGAGGAACAAGCAGAGGACGGAGGAGGAGGUGGGCGAUCGGAGGGUGUCGUGAGAAGGGGCCGGGAUUUGGAUGGGGAGCGGGACUUGGGCGCUGUUCUGGAUGCGGAUUUGGACGAGCUGCUGCUGCCGCCCGCCUUUGACCUCGUGAGUGACGUGCCGGGAAGCCACGAAACACGGCAAGUAGGACAGAGGGCAGGAGGGUGGAGGGCAGGAGGGUGGAUGGGCAUGCGAGGGGCCGCGGGCGCAGCCAGGGGAGGAAGAGCGCGAGGAAGAGGAGGAGGGGUGGGGAUUGGAGGAGGGCGGGUGGUAGGGCUGGGAGUGGGUGGGGCUGGUAGCAGCAGGCAACAGGCAGAGGCGGUGUUUGACAGCCCGAAGCGGAUGAUGGGAAGCGUGCGCGGGGUGCAAGGGCGGGGAGUUCGGGGGAGAAUGGCGGCGGCUCAUGUGGUGGUACGGCAGGAGAUGUCCUGCUCUACAUGCGUGGUGAGUCCCUCCUUCCUUCCGUUCCUAUUUUUUCCUUUCGAGACGUCUCAGAAGGCGCAUGUGGUGGUGGUACGGCAGGAGAUGUCCUGCUCUAUAUAUGUGGCGGAGGUGGAGGAGGAGGAGCAGCAGCAGCAGCAGCAGCAGCAGGAGCAGGAGCGGGAGGAGGAGAGUCCUUUUUUCCGGCCUGCCAGAAGCUCUUUCCCUUUUGCGCCUUCUCCUCUGCUGCCUCCCUCUCACCGCAGUGCUGCUGCUUCUCUACAUCGCCGCCCACCUCCUUCUCCUCUUCCUCGUCUUCAUCCUCGUCGUGCAUCCACGGGUUUAUUCACUCCCACAACUCUAGCUUCCCCACCCUCAGCUGCUGCUGGAAAUCCGUUUGCUUCACACGUUUACCGGAGCCGCAUGUCUGGUGCAGCUGCUGAUGGUGGUGGUAGCACCACUGCCACCCCCGCUGCCGCCCCUGCGAUCACCGCUGUUGCCGCCUCCGCCACCGCUACCGCUGCUGCUGCUGCUCCUGGUGGUCCAGCAGAAGUGGAAGAUGGGUCGUACUGGCACGAUCGGGGCUCCGGUGCGAUGGAUGGAGCAGAUGCACCAGGUGCUGACGAUGCAGAUGCAGUAGAGCAGGCAGAUGGGACGGGUGAGAGGGAAGAUGGAGACGAUGGUUCAGAUGGGUCCAAUGGGGCUGGUGGGGGUUUGGAUAGGUUAGCUCCACAUAGAAGGGCUGGUUCUGCAGUGCAGGCAGAGGUUACGGAGCAGGAUGCGGGGCUUGGAAGGGCAGGAUUCAAUGCACCUGGACGGCAGGGUCUUGUGUACAGCAUGUCGGUCGCUGGUCUGCCUUCUGGUAGGGGUUUGAAUGCUGGUGCGGCAGUUGCGCGACGAGCAGCAGGAGGUGGCAGAGGGAGGGGGUUGGGUGGCGUUACCAGCACAGUGCGAGGGGGGAAUCGCAAGAGAAAUCUGGCGCGGGGGAGCGCGUUUUUCAGAGGGAAUGCUGCUGAGGGCUGUGAAGAUCGUGAUGCUGAGGAUGCGGGGAACGCUGAAGGCUCUGAGGAAGGUGAUGCAGGUGAAGGUGAUGAAGGGGAGCGUUGUGGUGGUGGUGUUGGUGGUGUAGAUAGAAACGCGUUAGGCAAUGUAGGGGAUGGAGCUGCUGAGGAGAUGCGCAUGAGGAGUGGGAGUAGUGGCAUGAGUGGGCAAUCUUUCGCCACUGAUGUUUCGCAUGUGUUACGGUACUCGGCGGUGGGGAAGGAUGCGAUGGGCAAGGUGGCUGCGAAAUUGGCCAGCUUCCGGCACACUCCAGCGGAGAACAAGCCGAGAGGGAGGAUGGGGCGCCGAUUGGGAGGCUCGAAAAGACAACGAUCCCUCCCAGGACAACAGGCUUGUUCGUUUCAAUUCCGACUCAAAGAUGCAAAGAUGGAUCACUUUGUGAACAACCGCAUUGGCUGUCUCUACCGCCACCUCAUCCUCGCCCAAUCUGUGAACAACCGCAUUGGCUGUCUCUACCGCCACCUCAUCCUCGCCGCGCUCCUCAACCGCACACUGCUCGUCCCGGCCCGCCUCCCCUCCCUCACCCCCCUGCUCUGCCAGCGGGGCACGUCCGGCCGUGCAUGCCCCUCCUACCCGCUCCCCUUGUUCUGGGACCUGAACCACACGCGCCGCUGCCUGGGUGCGGCAUCCGUGAUCAGAUCAGACGAGUUUGCCGCCCGGUUCGGCCGCCCGGUGGAGGUGAACCACAUGCGGUGCUGGCACGGGCCGGAGAGGCUCUGCCGCCCGACGUAUUCCAUUGUAAAGAAGAACUGUCUGGUGGGCACGGCCAUGAGCUACGUUGCUGGGGAGCUGCAGAAGAAGCUUGGCGGGUGGAGAGUGGCCAGCGAUGUGGUGCAUGCCAUGCUGCUCAAUGGGUCCUCUUUUGAGUCGACUCAAAAAGCGAUGAGCUACGUUGCUGAGAAGCUGCAGAAGAAGCUUGGCGGGCGGAGAGUGGCCAGCGACGUGGUGCAUGCCAUGCUGCUCAACGGGUCUUCUUUUGAGUCGACUCAAAACCCGAUGCUGCUCAACGGGUCUUCUUUUGAGUCGACUCAAAACCCGAUGCUGCUCAACGGGUCUUCUCUGCAGCGGCAAUUCGACGGGUCCGGGCCGUCGCUGCAGUCGCGGAGUGGUGUGUUUGCAGCUGCUGUGUCUGCGGCUGCUGAGUCUGCGGCUGAUGAGCCUUCAGAAGAUAUGGAGGGGUUAUCCUCGCAUUUUCUGUCGCCUGAGCCCACAACUGUGGGAGACCACCUGCUGCGGCUCACAGGGAGAACGCUCAAACACUCCUCCUCUUCUCCUUCUUCCUCCUCCUCUUCCUCCUCCUCCUCCUCCUCCUCCUCCUCCUCCUCCUCCUCCUCCUCCUCCUCCUCCUCCUCCUCCUCCUCCUCCUCCUCCUCUUCCACCCCCGCCUCCCCCUCCUCGCUCCCCAUCCGCCCCACACGCAUCGACCCGAUCCGCAUGAUCAUGCUGCACCAGCCAGGCGCCGUGUCCAUCCCGCCCUCCGCCACCGCCUCUGCGCUCUGCCUCCCGCGCUUCGUGCACGUCUCGGACGUGCUGCGCGCGUACGGCCCCCUGGGGGAGUCCGUGCGCGUGCUGGCUGUGGGGGACCUCGUGGGGACUGCUGUGCUGGGCCUGCCGCAUCGGUAUGCUUUAUUGCAGCAGACAGCGCAGAGGUGGGAGGUGAAUGGGGGAAAGCGGCAGGGUGGCGCGGGAAAAGGGGAAGGCAGGGGGUUGGGUGGGAGAGAGGGGCGAGUAGAAGAGAAGGGGUUUCAAAGGCACGGUUCAUCUGCGGGUCAAGGCAGAGAUGGAUCAUUUGACCCAUCACCUGACCCGGGGCAUUCCGGAGGGAGGAAUCUUUGGCUGGAUAAGGAUUUCGUCCGCCCGCCCGGCGGCCGGUGGCUAGGGAGUUCGGGCAGCGGCGGGCUCCGGGAUUGGCUGAGUGUGUUUCAGUUCCUGCCCGGGUGCCGGAACACAGCGGCCAUCGUUCCGCCCCCGUCAGUCUUUCAGCGAGCGCAAGCGAUUAUCCGGUCCCUGUUUGGGGCCAAAACGGAGGAUGGUGGUGCUGGUGUAUCUGGUAUGGGCGAGUCUGUGGAAGCAGGGGCUUAUCGUUCUGGUAACGACGGCUCAGCAGGGGUGGUUGGAGCAGGGGAGGUUGGAGCAGGGGAGGUUGGAGCAGGGGAGGUUGGAGCAAGGGAGGUUGUUUCAGGGGAUGUUAAAGCAGGGGAAAGUGGAGCAUGGAUUGAUGCAGACCUUCCUGUCCCGGCGGACCUGCCAGCGUUCCUGGCGGUGCACUGGCGGCGGGGCGACUUCCUGCAGUUCUGCGCGCGCUCCGGGCCGCCCGGCUUCUGCUUCUACUCGCCCGUGCAGGCCGCGCAGUGCGCUGCUGACGUGGCGCGCCGCAACGGGCUCGCGAAUGUUUAUGUGGCGACGGAUGCUGAUGACAAAGAGUUUCAGGAGUUCAGGGAAACAUUAGGCCCAGAGUUUACUGUGGCGAGACUCCCCUCGUCCCCAUCCCCUUUAUUGCCAGACCCGUAUCAAGACCCUCUGUUGCGCUUCCGGCAAGGGGCUUUCCUGAAUGAUGCAGCAAGCCUGCUGUACACCAUACUAGACAAGGUUAUCUGCGUUUAUUCGACUGUCUUUUUAGCCACACCGUCGUCUACACUCUCAAAUGACGUUGCUCGUAUAAGGGAGGGGCUUGGCGUUCCUGCAGCAAUGGCUGCUGCUGCAGCUGUUGGAGCAGAGGAGGAAGCAGUGGGGGAGAGUGCAGAGGUGAGGUCGGGGGUUGAUUUUGGCGAGAGUACUGGAGUGGAGGAGGGAAGGGAUGGUGCCUUUCACGAGCACAACGCAGCGGACCCCGAACCUCAUGCCGACCCUGAGUCCGACCCGAACCAUCACGGCCCGGAUACAGUAGUAGCAGACGGGCAAGCGCCGGGUGAGAGGGGGUCGCUGAGCGGUGGGGGAAGUGGGAUGUGGCAUGGCAAGCUGGCGUGGACGCCACAGCCUGACAGGUUCCUGCUCGCCGUGUGCCUGCGAGGCCAGGUGAACAACCGCAUUGGCUGCCUCUACCGCCACCUCAUCCUCGCCGCGCUCCUCAACCGCACGCUGCUCGUCCCCCCCGUGCUGCUCUCCCCCUCCCUCGCCUACUGCAAGCACGGCCUCUCCGGCUCCCCCUGCCCCACCGUCCCGCUCCCCCUCAUCUGGGACCUCGCCCACACGCGCACGUGUCUGGGCGGCGACACUGUCCUGCGCACGGACGAGUUUGCCGCCCGGUUCGGCCGCCCGCUGGAGGUGCAUCACAUGCGGUGCUGGCACGGGCCGGAGGCGACGUGUCCAAUGAGCAACCCUGGGCUGCUGAAGAAUUGUUUGGUGAAUGACACGACACAGGGGGUUGGUAGCAGGAGGAGGAGGCUGGUGGGAGUGUCUGGGAUGAGUACGCUGUCUCGAGCGGGAGUGGGAGAGGAAAUAAGAGCGGCGGCUGGUGAUGCUGUGACAGGGUGGUUUGGAGGGAGAGCGAUGACGUGGGUGAGAGGCAGCAGGAGAAGAAAUCUGCAGCAGCAGCAGCGGGCCCUGCAAGGCACUCCCUCCCCCAACCGCUCCCCACCGCUCUACACAGUCCAGUCCUUCGCCGACUCGCCCCUCCAAACAACUGCAGCCCACCUGCACCUGCUGCCCCACCAGCUCUCCUCAGACGUGCACGUCAGCGCCAACGCCACGGCGUCAGCACUGUGCUUCCCCCGUUUCGUCCAUGUACGCGACAUCCUCCGCGCCUAUGCUCCGCUCUCCGCAUCCGUGCCUGUUCUCGCGGUCGGAGACCUGGUGUUCACCGCCUUUCUCGGCCUCUCUGACAGGUACGAGCCCUUCAAGGAGCGUCUGUUUCGGUACAAACGGUGGCGCGAGCGUGAGGAAGCUUCACAGGAAAGGGAGGGCACCUCGUUGAGCGAUUUUGAUGCCAUGCUGGCGAGCAGCAGCAGUCAGGUGAUUCUGGAAUCGGACUUCCUUGGGCCAGCAGGGGGGCGGUGGCUUGGGAGUGCAGGAAAGGGGGGUCUGAGAGAAUGGAGGAGCAUGUUCCACUACCUGCCGGGGUGCCCGGUUCCCGUGCCCAUUCUGCCCCCGAAGGAGGUUAUUGAGGACUCUAGGCGGCUUGCACAAGCCCUGUUUGAUGGUGGGGAGAGGGGUGCUGGAGGUAGCAGCGGGGGUGGGGGUGACGGGGGCAGGGAUAGCAGCUUCGCAAAGGAUACACUUGCACCAGGGGCAGCAGGGGCUGGAGGGGCAGCAGGGGAGAAUCUCCCAGCGGUUUUACCUGCAGGAUCAGGCGGUUCAUCAGAGGGCGGGGGAGGGGGGGGGUACCUGGCGGUGCACUGGCGGCGCAGCGACUUCAAGGACUACUGCGUGUGGUCGGGGCCUUCUGGCUUCUGCUUCUACUCCGCGCAGCAGGCUGGCAAGUGCGCUGCUGACGUGGCACGGCGCAACAGGCUGAGGAGUAUUUAUGUUGCUUCUGACGCCAAUGUGGAGCAGUUUGAAGAAUUUCAGAAGGCAGCAGGCACCACCUUCAAAGUCAUCCGCUACCCCGACAACCCAUCAGCCUUCCUCACAACCUUCUCUUCAGAGCCUAUCAUCUCCAACCUCCCUGCCUCCAUUGAUCGAGAGGAAGCUUCCCUGCUCCUGCACAUGCUCCUUGACAAGCUCAUCUGUGUGCGCGCUACAGUGUUCCUCGCUACCAUGUCGUCAACUCUAUCCAAUGACGUCGCUAGAAUGCGUGAGGGGUUUGGCGUGCCAGCAGCCUUAGCAGCAGCUGCUGACCCUGGUGCAGGCAAUGUUACGAAAAUGGCUGCAACCAAUGAUGCACCGGGUGACGUUGGUUUGGAAUUUGUGGUGAGCUCGGGUGUAGAGGAGCGGAGAGAUGGUGGGCUGUGUGAAGGGGAGAAAGUAUGGCAUCCCCUCGAAGGGUUGUUUGGGUGGAUGAAGGACAUGAAAGCCAAGAGAAUGGUCGAGCAUUCAGCAGGAGAGUGGCGGAGAUGA
Messenger RNA from Closterium sp. Naga37s-1, 8173 nucleotides. NCBI's taxonomy places the organism in Eukaryota, Viridiplantae, Streptophyta, Zygnematophyceae, Desmidiales, Closteriaceae. The record is from the annotation of a GenBank genome assembly.